GUUAGGUCCUUUUGAAAUGUGACCGCCCUUUCGUUUCAGCGACCUUGAACGGCUUGAUUAGAGGCGGUCAUUCCGUAUUUCAAUUGCCGUGGGUUGGUUGGUUUGCAUGAGUAUCAAGUUUUUUCAUAUAUAAGUCAUCCUAUGCUACAUAAAAAGCACGAAAUAAAUAGCAAAACCAUUAAUUUAGCGUUCUCUGUUUUGUAGUGUGCACUUUGGCUCUGUUGUUGCUUUGUAAUUUGAUCUUUGAUCCCAACAAUUGUAGUAAAGCUAAACGAAAUGUCAAGUCACAGGUAAAUCUCAAGUAUUUGUAGUAUUUCCUUGGGUUAUUAUUGUUGCAAGGAAUAACUGUUUAAUAAUUAGUCAUGUCUGUUUUUAGUGCUUCAUCCUCAAGUGACAUUUCAGUCGACCUAACCGAUGCCUUUCGAAGUAUGAUACUGAACAAGCGUUUCGUGUUGUGGGAUGAUUUUGAAAGUGCCUUAAAAGAGUUCCAAAAAGUAUGGAACUAUAAUUUUAUCGCUUCUCAGACUACUUAUACUCGUUACAUCCACACAGAAAGCAGAUUGCUGAAGGAUGUCAGGUUCAGAUACCUGUUUGUAUCGUUUAAUUGUACGUUUGGUCACAAACGGAAAUCGGAAGGUUUGAAAGUGAGGCAAAAAUCGUAAGAUCUUUAACUAAUAUCUUAUGUUUAAGGUCUAAAUUCCGUAAUUGUCAAUCUAAAUUCCGUGUAAGACUAGAAGAGCAAGGAUAUGUCAUCAAAUCCUACAAGAUGAUACACAAUCAUCCAUGUAGUAGUUCAUGGAUGGUAUGUGAUCCAUGGACAAGGAGAUUAUCGUCGGAAGAAAAAGAGAACUUGAAGCCCGUAAUACUUCACUGUGAGUCAGCAGACGAAGUUAUCGAAAGUAUUAAGGAGAGAACUGGUAAGCAAGUAACUGCUGCCGAUGUCAAAGCUAUGAAAGCUACACUCUCCACUGCAAGUAAUGGAUAUGCUUAGACAAAAAGGAGAAGUGAGGGAGCAUUUAGAAAAUGGAUAUGCGACGAGAAUAUGUUUCAGUAGUUAUAACCAAAUACAACUCUAUAGGAAAUAUCCAGAAGUCGUGUGCAUUGGAUGGCACGUAAGACAAUGUGGGCCCGUGCCUUUUACGGUGAUGUUUUAACAUUGGGUAACAGCACGAAUAAUCGUGUUGAAUCGCUAAAUCGGCAAGUAAAACGAUAUGUACGAAAAAGUGACAGUCUGUACAAAUGUAUGUACAAGGCUUUAAAAUGGAGUGAAAUGAUGUCAACUAGAAGAAGUGUCGAAGAUCAAUUGAUAGCCGGAAGAUAUUAUAAAUAUAAUGCUCCACAACGUUUAAUACCCUUGCUAAAUAUUUUGACGCCAUUCGCAAGAUCUAAAGUGUUAUACGAGCUUAAACAAAUGCGUUUUGUCUACGUAGAAUAUGAAAGCGGCGACUGGUUGUUCAUGGUUGACCGUGGACAACAUUAUGAAGUCGAUAUAAGCAUUUGUCGAUGCAAUUGUAGCAUGUUUAUGAUGUGUCGAUAUCCCUGCCGUCACAUGCUACUUGCCUACGUUAAAAGAAGAAAUCUUACAGGUAAGCUAUAUCAAUAAUGAAAUACUAACUGCAUAGCUCAUCAACUUCUUAGGUAUUGUAGCAGAUGGAAGUUACACAAUACCCAGAACUUCCAAAAUUAUACAUUAACUGCAUUACCACGACGGAGUGAAGAGUAUGUAAGUAUUCAACGCAGCCAAAGAAUCCAUAAACAUCGCAUCAUUGAGAAGUAUGGUGAACGCUUCGCAACAGAAGUUGAGAAGAAAGUUGACAAUUAUUACUUAAGAAUUCUUAAUACCAACUUGUAAACUUGAUUUUCUGCUUUAGCAGCAAUGAUUUUUCAAUAAACUUUCAUAAUUUCAA
This is a messenger RNA of Schistosoma margrebowiei, 1907 nucleotides long. The record is from the annotation of a GenBank genome assembly. Lineage: Eukaryota; Metazoa; Platyhelminthes; Trematoda; Strigeidida; Schistosomatidae.